CCUCUCCGAGGAGCUUUUCAAAAUCCUGAAGGAGAGAUGCAGCUGACUCAGAAGGUAUUUUAGCCGGCUGAACGAGAACAAAACCUUUUGACAAUAGAAGUAUAAAAUAUAGUAUGUUACCUGGGUUACGCUAGCCCCAAAUAAGGAGUUUAAUCAUUAAGUUCCGGAAGGGUUUAUUUGAGAGGAAAUCAAAACCUUGUUUUUUUUAUGGAAGGACGGAAGGUUCUGAAACUUCCGUAACGGUCUCUCUAUAAUUCAACCAGAGAAGAGUGGAUAGGCAACCUUCGACUCAGUGGAGUUUCUGUGGGGCAGGGUGCUGUCCUAUGGGAUGGAUGACGGCCAGCAGGAUCAGUACGAGGAGCGUCUGAAGGAGGUCUUUGAGAGUUUCGACGCCACCGGCGCCGGGUCGCUGUGCCCCGAGGAGCUAUCUGACUUGUGCCAGGCCCUGCACCUGGAGGAUUCCACCCCCACACUGCUCCAUGCCCUGCUACAGAACCAGGACCCACUCACUGGCAGGGUUGGUUUUGACCAGUUCAAGAAUGCCCUGAUUGUGGUGUUAUCAACGAGCAUAGUAGCAACACCUGCGCCCAGUCAGGAGACAGCACCUGCUUCUCUAUCACCAGACUCAACAGUCCAAGCUAAGUUUAUGCGGGGUAGUAAACGCUAUGGUCGACACUCUACACCAGAGUUCAUAGACACCGUCACAGACUUCUCAGAGGUGCUCAGCUCAAACGCUACAGACCCAGAAGAUCAUGAAGACUCUACUGUGCCCAGGAAACGUGAGCGCUGGAAUGCUCAUGAAAGCGUAACGGAAGAGUACGAGGCAGAAGGCCAGCUGCACCUGUGGAACCCUGAUGAACCCUCUACCCCACGGGGCUCUAUCACACCCCUCUCAGAACACCAGGAGGAGAGGUUUCGGGAGGCCUGCGAGGAGCUGACUAUGCCUUGGGAUGGAUGUGCCAGCCACCAUGAGCUACUGGCUCUCUGUGACCACCUGGGCCUGGAGGUGACGGAGGAUGUCCUCCAGGUUCUAAGUGGUGAUGAGGUCAUGAGCGUUCAGGCGUUUACUUCCUGGGUUCUGAACCAUGCCAAGCCCCCCACCCCGUCUGCCUCCACACCUUACAGACAGCUCAAAAGACUACACUCCUCACAGCCAUUCGAUGAGACGGGCCGUAGAACCAGCGCUAUGACGAGCACCAUCGGGAUGCGUCUGUUCUCCACUCUGGACGAUGGGACAGGAUCUGCUCCUGCUGAGGACAUCCUGGAUGCCUGGAUGGAGGAGGGCAUCGAGAACAGCCCAGAGAUUCUACAGGCCUUGGAUUUUGACCUGGAGGGAAAAGUGAACCUCAGGGAGCUGACUGUGGCUCUGGAGAACGAGCUCCUCGUCACUAAGAAUGGGAUCCAUCAGGCUGCACUGGCCAGCUUCAGGGCUGAGAUCAGAUACCUACUUGAACGUGUAGAUCGGGAGCUCCGAGAGAAAGAGAAGACUCGUUCUGACCUGGACAAAGCAGAGAAGUUAAAAACCCAGCUGGCUUCUGAGGUGGACGAGCAUCACUCUGCCAUCGAGCGCAUGAAUGACCUCAACCUGAGGAAGCUGGAGCAGGAACACAGGGAGAAGCUGGUGUCUGUCCGGUCAGAGCUCAUUAAAGAGAUGGACCAGAUUCAGCAGCAGACUGGUCAGCAGAGAGAGAAACUAGAGGCAGAGAUGGAGAAGCUCAGAGACGACGAGACCUUCCUCAGAGACCACCUCUCACUCACUGUCAAGGAGAGUAGGCGUCUGGAGAUGGAGCUGCUGGACAGCACUGAGAAACUGGUAGAGGCAGAAAACCAGGUCAGCAAACUGCAGAGGAACCUGGACAACAUCCUGAAGGAAAAGUUUGGGGAUCUGGACCUGGGCAGUGCUGAGUUCUUCCUACAGGAGGAGAGUCUCAGACGGCUACGCAGUAGCUAUGAGGAACAGUGUCGGGAGCUGCAGGAUCGCAUCGAUGAGCUUCAAGCAGAGCUGCAGGAGUACCACAACCUGGGCCGCACCUCUCAGCUCUGUCUCAAACCCUCUCUCUCUGAGGACCUGGAGAGUAAGAGUCCUGGCAUGGAGUCAGACCCAGGUCUAGGCUCAGAGGAGGGCCAGCCGUUGUUCAACAUGAGCCUGGAGGCAGAGAUGAUGCUGGAGCGGCUGAAAGAGAAGCACCUCCGAGAGAUGGAGGAGCUACAGGCUCAGCUGGAGAGCAAGGUGAGUGAGUUUGACCAGAAGGUGGAUGAGCAGAAAGCAGAUCUGGAGGCCCAGAAGGUAGCCUUGUCCCUGCAGUACCUGGAGGAGAUCCAGGUGUGUGUACAUGCACUACGAGGGGAGAUGUCCAUCAUCCAGAACCGAGCCCUGGAGCUUCAGGCCCAACUAGACAAUGCUGAGGAGGAGCGGGCCGGUCUAGAGCAGAGACAGGCUGGGGUGAAGGAGAAGCAGGAGCACCAGGAGGAGGAGGUGAGCAGCCUGAGACAGGAGCUCCUGGAGUCCCGCAUCCAGAUUUCUGACCUGGAGGAGCAGCUGAAAGUCCUGGAGGCCCAACAAGCGAAGGCUGAGCUGGGCCUGGACACAGAGAUACAGGAGCUGAGGAAACUUCACGCCUUGGAACUCAACAAGCUGGACGUGCAGCACGACAACAUCCUUCAGGUCAGGCUGGAAGAAGAGAAGGGGAAUCUACAGGAGGAGCGGGAGAAGGUGGAGAGGAAACUGUUAGAGGAGUGGGAGAGGGAGAAGAUGGAGUUACAGCAGAGCCACGAGGAGGCGAUGAAGGCUAGGAUAGAGGAGGUGAGUUUGAAGUUCCAGGCAGAGCGAGAGGAGUUAGAGAUGCGACUCACAGAGGAGUGGGAGAGGGAGAAGGCUCAGCUUGAUGAGCAGAGUAACGAGUCGCUCCAGACCGUGUUAGAGGAGGAGAUGUUACGUCUAGUCAAGGAGCAGGACAGUAGGGAGAUACGGCUCACUGAGCAGUGGGAGCUGGAACAAGUUCAGCUCAAGGAGUGUCUGGAGGAGACUCUCCUCACCCGGUUGGCGGAGGAGAAGCUGAAGCAGCAGGAGGAGCAGGAGGAGGUGGAGACGAGGCUCAGGGAGGACUGGGACAGGGAGAGACUCCAGCUGGAGGAGGACUAUGAGGGGAUGCUCCAGGAGCAGCUGCAGGAGGACAGGGAGAGGCUUGCGGGAGAGAAGGAGGAGGUGGAGAAGAGGCUGGAGCAGAUGAUGGAGGAGGAGAAGGAGCGCCUGGAGGAGGCCCACAGACAGGCCGUGCAGGAACUGAGUGCCAAACACAGCGAGGAGAGGGAACAGCUCAGCGGUCUGCUGGACAAACUGCGAGAGGAUAUCGCGGAGGAAAGGAAAGAACUAGAGAGCCACUUUUCCCAGAAAAUCAGGGAGGUGGAGGCCCGGUUCUCAGGCGACCAAGACGCUGUCGCAGAGCGCUUCCAAACCGACGUUUCCAACCUGGAGAAGCACUAUCAGAGCGAGCUGAAGGCACUCACUGACAACCACGCUGAGCAGAAAACCAAAUGGGAUGCGGAAACGGAGGAAGCCCUUCAGAAAGCUGAAGAGCAGAGGAGAGUUCUGCAGGAAACCAGAGAACAAGAGCGAGAGACCAACACCCAGGACCUGGUGAAAGAGAGGGAGCUGCUAGAGAGUGUCCAUAAGGAAGAGAUGGGCGCAUUGGUUGCGAAGAACCAUGAACUCCAAAAGGAGCUGGAGAGUUUCAUCAGUUUAGCCCAGACCAAAGAGAUUGAGCUGAGUAGGCAGCUGAAUGAUCUUCACAAUAGGCUGCAGGAGAACCUGGACACUAAAGACGAGCUUCUGGCCAAGUCUGAGAAGAAAGCCCAGGAGAUCGAGCUUCUGCUUAACCAGGCCGUGGAGGACUUCAAGCAGGAGAGGGCAGAACUUCAGGGAAACCUUUCUGAAUUAGAGGUGAGGCACUCCUUGGCUGAGAAGCAGCUUGAGGAGAUGAGUGAGCUGCUCUCAGAACAUGAUAACCAGAAGUUGAAGAUCAAAGAACUGGAGAAUCUCCUGAGACAGGCAGCUGUGGACUUUCAGUUUGAGAGGCUGGAGCUACAAGAGAACAUCUCAGACCUGGAACUAAAGCUGAAGGAGAGCCGUCCUUCCUCCGACCUGCAGGACAAUGAGAAAGGAGAGCUUCUGGUUGAGAGAGACCAGCUUAGUAUUAGAAUUCAGGAAAUCGAGAAUGAGCUCAACCAACUUCUAGACUCUGCAGACAUAACAGGGGGCAAAGAAUUGGGAGAAUCAAAUGAAGUAAAUGUAGCACCACUAGGAGAGGAACAUAUAGAGGCUGCAGCUCUUGAAGAACAAGUAGGUUCAGAAAACAUUACCGUUAGUGAUGAGACAUGUGACAAUGUUGUUCCAGAGGACUGUGAAGGCCUUGACGUAGAAUAUGUAUUCCCUAUGGAGCAGGGACCAAAUGACAAAGUUGAGAUUAUUACUGUAUCACCUCACGAGAUGGAGAUUUCUGAGAACAUCAUUGCAGAAGUUUGUGAUCAAGAAAUAACUGUUACCUCAGACAGCCUGAAUGUCUUAGUAGAGGCAUCUGAAACCUGUGGUGAACAAGGACAAGAUGAUGAUGUGGAGAUGAUACCUGAAACUCCAAAUAGGUUAGAGGAAUGUCCUGAAGACACCAUAACUCUUCAUUUUGAUGGGACAUGUGAUGAAACUACUGUGGACGAUGGCCCAGACCCAGUGGUCGAAUCUGUUGCCGUUGAGGAGCAAGCACAAGAUGACAACGCUAGUGAGGGAAGGAUGAAUGCUGAAACCUCUGAAGACAUUGAGGUAUGUCCUGAAAGCAUUAUCAGUGUUGAGGCAUGCAAUGGUGAAGUCGCUGCUAUUCCAGAAGAAUGCCAAGACCUUGUUGAGGAAUCCCAAUCGUCUGAAUGCCAAUGUCAGGCUGAGGACAACAUGGACGAAGACAUUAACGAUGACAUUGUAGCAAUGUCCAUUCCAGAGGAGAAACCUCAAAGUGAUGGCAUUGAUGGAGAUGUCUGUCCCUCUGAGAUUAAGUGUGAAGACUCCUCCCCUGAUAAGAUUGGACAGAAUGAUGCUAGUGUACAAGAAACUGUUUUCGAUGAUAAGCCUGAAGAGGAGGAACUUCAAGAUGAUCUGAUUAAUGAAGAAGUGAAGAGUUAUGUGUCUCUGGUUGUCUCUUCAGCCCUAGAGGAGAUAGGUCAUGACACUGACGAUACCAAAGUGGCUUGUCUUUUCGAGGAAACUCAAGAUCUAGAGAAAAAGCCUGUGGAACUGAUUCCUCAGCUGCAGCAGAGGUGCGAAGAAGCAGUGAAUGAGCGAGAUGACUAUAUCCGUGAGAUCCUGGAGCUCCAUGAGCAAGUCAGUCAGUUGGAGAGCGAGGCCAGUCUUCUGGCUCAGCUACAGAGCCAGUAUGACACUGCCACUGAGGAGAAUCUGGCGCUACAGCAGAAGAUCUCCGAGCUUCAGCAGAAGACGGAUGCACUAGAGAGUCUUUCAGCAGAAAACGAUCAGCAAGCUUUAGAGAAAAACGGCACCCUCAAAGCUCAGGCCAACGAGAUCAAGGUGACUUCUUCAGAUAUGACCUCGCUUCAGAUCCGAUACGAGGAGUGCAUCUGUGAAAACGCCAAGCUGGAGGAACAAAACUGUCGGCUGGAGAAGAGAGUUGUGGGCCUCGAGAGCAAGAUGCACAUCAUCCAAGACUUCCAAGAUCAGCAAGUAGCGUUGGUGGACGAGAUCACCAGGAUGAGAGAGGAGAAUUGUAAGCUGACUGAGCUAGUCAGCGAGUUAGAGAGGCAGGAUGAGAUUCUCAUGGCUCUGCAGCUGGAGGCCGAGUCCGAGGAAGACGCCACCACAGAACAAGAACAAGAGUCCUUCCUGGACCUGAACUCCCAACUGGAGGCUAAGAUACAAGUGGUGUCGGAGCUGGAGGACUGCUGCACGGAGUUCGAGAAGCAGAACGCCAAGCUCCGCAGAGCCCUAACAGACCUGCAGGACAAGUCGCUGAAGAUGCAUGAAAAGAUGCAGACCCAUAGGAAUGAGGCGGGUCGUUUAGCAGAGGAGAACCUCUUACUAAGACACAAGAUCUCCGUUCUGAAAGAAGAGGACCUGAGAGAGACCCGGGAGGAGACGCUCUUGAAACUGGAGUGUUUCAGGAAGGAGAAGAUAUCUGCACAAAAGAAAGCAGAGAGUUUCAAGAGACAGAUCUCUGAGCUGCGUCUCCGCAGUCAGCAGCUGGAGGAUGAGAACGGGGUGCUGUCGGAGAAGAACGCCCAGAAUGCAGCAGGAGUGGAGGGGUUGAGCCAACAGCUGGGGGAACUGCUCAGACAGAGUGAGAGACAGGAGGCUGUCAGAGACCAGCAGCACAAUGAACCAGAGGACAACAGGACCAAGAUGGCAGUGUGUGCGUCUGCCCUGGAGGCGGAGCUAACCAACGCUGUGGAAGGGACUGUACUACUAGAGGAGGGCAAGGCCCAGCUGGUGCUACAAAUCACCACCCUCCGCGAUAAGGUGGCUAAGAUGGGGGCUGUGGAGUGCCAGCUCCCCCUCCUCCUGCAGGAACACAAGGCUUUGGAGAAACUAACCCAGGGAUUACGCAAUCAGCUUGCCAAGUCUCAGGAGAGGACUCAUGUGUUGGAUGAAAGUCUCCAGUCUGUUAACCUCCAGAACGCCCGUCUCAAGUCAGACCUCCGCGUGUCACAGCAGGAGAAGGACGCCCUCAAACAGGAAGUGAUGUCACUGCACAAACAGCUACAGAAUGCCAACGAUAAGAACCAGGUUCUGGAGAUGGCCCUGCAUUCCAGCGGAUACCAGAGCCAGCACAAGAAGUUGUACCGGGACGAGCUGGCCAGGUUGGUGGAACAGGAGCAGCAGCUGCUGAGGCAGGAGAACGAGAGGCUAACCAUGGAACUCCACAACACCAAGGACGACCUUCACCACAGCAGGGACAAGACGCGUCAGCUGGAGGCAGCCAUCUUAUCCGCGAAGCAGCAGAAACAGCAGGGCCAGUCCAGUGUGGUGAAGACUGUGGAACAGGAGAAGACUGCUCUGAAGAGAGAGCUGAACGUGAUGCAUCAGGAGCUACUCUCUGCUCAGAACAAGGUGUGUGAGGUCCAGAGAGAGCUGGAGAGUCUUCGUCAGGAGAACGAAGGUCUGAAGACCCAACAGGCCCAGCUACAGGCACGACUUCUGGAGGCCCUCCAAGUCCAGCUGGUUGGUCUGCUGCCCACAUCCCCUCGCAGGAUGCCUGGUGAGCGGAGAGAGCAACACCGCAGGGACGACCUCAACCCAGAGAACAUACAGAACGAGAGGGCGACGAUGAUGAUGAUGAUGAUGAAGAUGGAGGAACGUAUGAGGGAGAUAGAGCUGUCUCUGCAUAAUGUCAAGCUGCUGCUCAAAGAGAAGGUCUGCCAACUCAAAGAUCAGCUCCACAAGAACGGUAAAGCUGAUUCGUUGAUCAAGGACCUGUACGUGGAGAACGCCCAGCUGCUGAAGGCCUUGGAGAUGACCGAGCGGAGACAGAAAGUAUCAGAGAAGAAGAACUACCUACUGGAAGAGAAGAUCUCCAGCCUCAACAAGAUAGUCAGAGACCUGAGUCCCUCACCCCUAGCCACCAUGCCCUACCAUUUCACCUGUUCCUAAUACUACACUUUGACCCCUGACCCCAGUAGCUGGACGGAACAUGGAUCUAAUACUACACUUUGACCCCUGACCCCAGUAACUGGACGGAACAUGGAUCUAAUACUACACUUUGACCCCUCACUCCAGUAGCUGGAAGGAACAUGGAUCUAAUACUACACUUUGACCCCUCACCCCAGUAGCUGGACGGAACAUGGAUCUAAUAAUACACUUUGACCCCUGACCCCAGUAGCUGGAUGGAAUAUGGAUCUAAUACUACACUCUGACCCCUGACCCCAGUAGCUGGACGGAACAUGGAUCUAAUACUACACUCUGACCCCAGUAGCUGGACGGAACAUGGAUCUAAUACUACACUCUGACCCCUGACCCCUGUAGCUGGACGGAACAUGGAACUCGAGUGUUACAUUCAAAUUCCACCUGAGCCCCGUAACCCUCGGUCCUCUUCCCCACUUGCCCUACCACUAACAGCUGAUCCCCUAAACCCUCAGUCAUCCCUACCACUUUUAGUUGAGCCCCUUAACUCUCAGUCCUCUUCCCCCUUUGCACUACUACUAACAGCUGAGCCCCUUAACUCUCAGUCCUCCCUACUACUAACAGCUGAGCCCCUUAACCCUCAGUCCUCCCUACUACUAACAGCUGAGCCCCUUAACCCUCAGUCCUCCCUACUACUAACAGCUGAGCCCCUAAACCCUCAGUCCUCCCUACUACUAACAGCUGAGCCCCUAAACCCUCAGUCCUCCCUACUACUAACAGCUGAGCCCCUUAACCCUCAGUCCUCCCUACUACUAACAGCUGAGCCCCUUAACCCUCAGUCCUCCCUACUACUAACAGCUGAGCCCCUUAACCCUCAGUCCUUCGGUCCAGACCUCUACCUUACUGUCAUACCCAACCACCAAGACUACUGUCUAUGGUGACCUCUACCCUACUGCCAUACCCAACCACCAAGACUACUGUCUAUGGUGACCUCUAUCCUACUGUCAUACCCAACCACCAAGACUACUGUCUAUGGUGACCUCUACCCUACUGUCAUACCCAACCACCAAGACUACUGUCUAUGGUGACCUCUACCCUACUGUCAUACCCAACCACCAAGACUACGGUCUAUGGUGACCUCUACCCUACUGUCAUACCCAACCACCAAGACUACUGUCAUACCCAACCACCAAGACUACUGUCUAUGGUGACCUCUACCCUACUGUCAUACUCAACCACCAAGACUACUGUCUAUGGUGACCUCUACCCUACUGCCAUACCCAACCACCAAGACUACUGUCUAUGGUGACCUCUACCCUACUGUCAUACUCAACCACCAAGACUACUGUCUAUGGAGACCUCUACCCUACUGUCAUACCCAAACACCAAGACUACUGUCUAUGGUGACCUCCUCUACCCUACUGUCAUACCCAACCACCAAGACUACUGUCUAUGGUGACCUCUACCCUACUGCCAUACCCAACCACCAAGACUACUGUCUAUGGUGACCUCUACCCUACUGCCAUACCCAAACACCAAGACUACUGUCUAUGGUGACCUCUACCCUACUGCCAUACCCAACCACCAAGACUACUGUCUAUGGUGACCUCUACCCUACUGUCAUACCCAAACACCAAGACUACUGUCUCUGGUGACCUCUACCCUACUGCCAUACCCAACCACCAAGACUACUGUCUAUGGUGACCUCUACCCUACUGUCAUACCCAAACACCAAGACUACUGUCUCUGGUGACCUCUACCCUACUGCCAUACCCAACCACCAAGACUACUGUCUAUGGUGACCUGUACCCUACUGCCAUACCCAACCACCAAGACUACUGUCUAUGGUGACCUCUACCCUACUGCCAUACCCAACCACCAAGACUACUGGCUAUGGUGACCUGUACCCUACUGCCAUACCCAACCACCAAGACUACUGUCUAUGGUGACCUCUACCCUACUGUCAUACCCAAACACCAAGACUACUGUCUCUGGUGACCUCUACCCUACUGCCAUACCCAACCACCAAGACUACUGUCUAUGGUGACCUGUACCCUACUGCCAUACCCAACCACCAAGACUACUGUCUAUGGUGACCUCUACCCUACUGCCAUACCCAACCACCAAGACUACUGUCUAUGGUGACCUCUACCCUACUGCCAUACCCAACCACCAAAGUAGUCGCCAAAGUACCGGAGCACUAAGUUGAUCACAAAAGUUGUCACUGAUGGAAUAAACCACUGUACCAGAGAACAUUCCUGAUACUGAAGUGCACUUCAGGGUUGGGGGUCAAUUCCAUUUCAGUUACAAUCAAUUCAGGAAGUAAACCAAAUUCCAAUUCCACAUUUUCCUAAUUGAAAAGCAUUGAAGAGAUUUGGAAUGUCAGUGUACUUCCUGAAUUGAUUGGAAUUGAAAUGGAAUUGAUCCCAACCCUGAUACAAUUGGUUGUCUGAGAGAUUUUAAGCUCCCUGUUCAACACUAUGGGAAUCAAUACUGUCACUUUUCAGUUAUUAUAGCCGGAUAAAGAGGGUUUAAUAUGUGUAUUUAAAUGCACAAUAAAUGGUAUAAUCAUGUACACAAACCACUUUGUAAAUUGAAUAAACUGUGUCUGUUUUGUUACAUAUGGUUGUUAGUGUCACCAGUUUUAUGUAACAGACAGAAAGGGAAGUAUUGUGUCCAAAGUUAUGUACUUAAUUGUAUAUGAAGGACAAGACAUUUUUUAUUUUACCUUCAUUUAACAAGGCAAGUCAGUUAAGAACAAAUUCUUAUUUUCAAUGACG
Messenger RNA from Oncorhynchus kisutch (coho salmon), 10395 nucleotides. It is a transcript of the gene nin, whose product is annotated as ninein (GSK3B interacting protein). Gene Ontology annotation, cellular component: centrosome; centriole; pericentriolar material. Gene Ontology annotation, molecular function: calcium ion binding. The coding region runs from base 329 to 7645 and encodes 2438 amino acids. The record is from RefSeq and is a predicted model, not a curated record. The transcript is spliced from 31 exons. Lineage: Eukaryota; Metazoa; Chordata; Actinopteri; Salmoniformes; Salmonidae. Gene Ontology annotation, biological process: microtubule anchoring at centrosome; centrosome-templated microtubule nucleation; centrosome localization.